Conger conger (European conger) is the source of this 6288-nucleotide messenger RNA. It is a transcript of the gene ark2n, whose product is annotated as arkadia (rnf111) N-terminal like PKA signaling regulator 2n. The transcript is spliced from 3 exons. Gene Ontology annotation, molecular function: ubiquitin protein ligase activity. Gene Ontology annotation, biological process: ubiquitin-dependent protein catabolic process. The record is from RefSeq and is a predicted model, not a curated record. The coding region runs from base 364 to 1584 and encodes 406 amino acids. NCBI's taxonomy places the organism in Eukaryota, Metazoa, Chordata, Actinopteri, Anguilliformes, Congridae.
AAGAGGGCGCUAUCCUUUCUCAGAUUAGAUACAUUGACCGGAAAUACGCACGCAUUUUGAUCCGAACAACGGCUUGUGGUGACAUUUUAAAAUAACUAGCUAGCUCGCCAAGUAGUACAAGAUACAGGAAGGUGCUAGCUAGUUAGCAAGAGGGUGAAAAUAGAAUUUACCAUUAUUGUUCAUAAAGUUUACUUCGUAACAAUUUAGAGUAGUAGGCAACUUAAGAUGUUAAAGAAGUCGGGAACGUAGCUUAAGACGAACAUUUUUUAUCCAGGUUUAGUCCUGCUCAGACCCAUUCAACUGGCGUGUCCCACCAGUCUGUGCUCUCGGACAAGAGACAGAGAGGCUCUGCACUUCCCUGACAUGAAGAUGGCGGACACGGAGAAGCCUGAGGAAUUUGUGGACUCAGAGACCCCACCAGAACACCCGGAAGGAUCCGUGGCGGCUAGCGCGGGUGAUGCCGGACAGGACCAGCUUAAGACGGAGACGACCUCCCCGUCUGAGAAGGACGUUGACAGCCCCCUGCAGACGGAGCCCAGCCUGCUGUCCAUGCCCUGCCUGCUGAUGGAGCUGCGGAGGGACUCCCCGGAGUCCCAGCAGGCCUCCACAGAGAGCGAGAAGCAGCCUUCCUCCGGGCGUGCCUACGAGAGUGACUCGUCCAACCCCUGCAUGCUGUCCCCGUCCUCCAGCGGCCACCUGGCCGACUCGGACACGCUGUCCUCCGGGGAGGACGCCUCCGCGGCGCGGCCCGGGGCCGACGGCGCGGUCAGGGAGGGGGACCCCAGCGUGGCGGCCAGGGGCGCGGCGCCCACGGGUGGCAGGAAGUCCCGGAGGAUGCGGUCCGAGAGCGAAAUGUCCAGCGCCAUGGCGGCGAAGAAGAACCGGUGCCAGCCGAGCGGCGCGGAGAAGCAGCCCAACGGCCGUCUGGCCAAGGUGAAGGGUCACCAGAGCCAGAAGCACAAGGAGCGCAUGAGGCUCCUGCGGCAGAAGAGGGAAGCGGCAGCCCGGAAGAAAUACAACCUGCUGCAGGACAGCAGUACGAGCGACAGCGACCUGACCUGCGACUCCAGCACCAGCUCCUCAGACGAUGACGACGAGGUGUCGGGGAGCAGUAAGACAAUCACCACUAACCUCCCAGCUGGCUUUGGCCGUGCCGAGGGAUCUUCAGGAGUGAGCAGUCAAAUUCAGGGCCUGCUGGACAGCGGAGCGGCCUGGGACCGGAACAGCAUUGGGAAUGUUCUGGAAGAGGCCAUGACGCGCUUUGCCGUGAUGCAACGGCAGACGGAGGAGCGCUUCCGCGUGUGGAUGGAGAAGCUCACGCGACUGGACUCGGACGAAGACUCCUCAAAGAACUCCAGCGACCCCCGGGAGCCCAGAAGGCACUCGGGACGCCACAGGGGCCCACGCCCUUCCCCGCCCAGCUCCUUCCUGCCGUCCUCCGAGUCGCAGGAAACACUGGCGUCGUACGGGAUAACCAGGCAGAAUGUCGCUGUGGUGCCGCUCCCCCUCAACAAUAACCCGCCCCAAAUGAUUUCCCAAAAUGGAAACCCUUCCGCCGAAGACCCUAAUCUUUUAAACGUUUAAUAAUGAUGUCUACUGGAGUGAAAGCAGAAUGCAGUCCAAUAAAAUCCACAGGUUACACUCCUUUUUCCUCCCAGGAUUAGAUCCCAAACAGUGUUGUAUUCUACACUUCCAUCACUUUGUAGACGCACAGAAGCUGAGGAAUAUAUGCGAGAAAAUGAUCACCUCUGUCCUGCAGAUAUUUUGCCGCCAUUCCAGAAUGUGAUGAAAAUGCUUACAGCCACUACACUGACACUGUGAAUCUCUAUAUCAGUGAAGGCAUUUUGAUUUCAUGAAAUGAAAAACCUUAUUGGUUUAUUACAAGUUCUACAUGGUUUCAUACUAUAGAACCAGGACUUUGUGUUGUGUUUUAAGAGAACACUGACAGUUUUUGACUGAAAAUACACCUUAUCAGUGUUUAUUCAACUUGCUCAGGCUUUUAUGUACACAUGGCAAAUUCACUGUGCUCUUUCUGAAUUUGAAUUUCAAUUGAAAACAUUAACCUAUGGGAUGAAAGAUGCUGGAUUUGUGCCAGAAAUUGGCCUUUACAUCCUGCUAGAAAUAAUCAAUGACUCAUCUGAAGGUGGACUGUGCAAAUAUCAUUUUGGAGCUGCUGUUGCAAGAACUUGCUGUGAGUGAUUUGUCUCUCUGGCAGUUUUUAUUCAUCAGGUACUAAUGAAAGGUUUUCAGUCACCUUUAGACCUUGGAUAAAAAGAGGAUUUUUAAUCGCAUGGGAACCUGCGGCUAAAUGCAAGACAGGGGCAGGGGGAAGUCCUGCUUGUGGUGUGGGGAAGCCCUUUGCACGUGCCUUUAUAAAUGAAAAUCCCAAUGGUAAUGUGUGAAAAUAAGUGUGCCAUUAAGCAAGAGUUACUUUCAAGCAUUUCACGGACUACUGAUUCUUGGGCAGCAGCCCUCUGUUUUAGAGUGUUGCUGCGUUAGCCGGAAAGUCACUUGUUUAAUUUAUAGAAUUGUUAGUGCUUCUUUUGUUUUUAUUAAAAUCAUAAGUUUUAGAAUUUACAUAGAAAUGUUGGCAAUAUAUUCCGGCCCCCUCCCGGUGUGUUCAUUGUGAAAAUCCAGCAUGCUCUCUCACACAAUACACUAAUCCAGUCCUGUAGUAUGGCCCAGGUGCCAGAGCUGGCCAAUGGCCGUGCAUCUCUGCUGCGGCCUGCCUUCGUUUCACAGGUCUAUAGACUGGCAACAACACUUAAAUGUUCAUUGCAACUUCACUCUAUACUUCACUCUAUACUUACUAGACUUCUCCUUUUGGCAUGUGCUGGAUAAAUGCACAUUACUCUCAAGAUGCAGUAGGGUUUCGACUGACCCUGUCAAGAAUUCUUAGCCACUUUCUUUUGUGUUCAUGAUUAGACCUACUUUAUUGCUGAUGGGCCACCUGUUUUGAGCUGUCUAAAGCCCAAAUACAGAACACGGAAUUCACUGGAUUGAAUUAUUUCAGAGAGUCUGGAAUCGUUCUUAAUCAUUUAAAUGACCCUUGCGUUGUUUUUUUUUUGUCUCCUAUGGCCUGCCUUGCCAAGCAUUCUCUUGAAAUUUGCUCCCUCUCAUUGGCACUAUUGAAAUAGUUGAAAAGCGUGAGUUCUGUACUGUAACUGUCACUCUGGUCCAGGGCAACUUGCACAGCCUUUGUGAAUAGAGAGGAUCAAGGGUUCCAACCGUAAUAUACCAACCCCCCACCAGGGCACAUACGUUUUUAUGGAGAUAUUCUACAUUUAUUUUCCCCAAUAUUUGUGUCUGUGUUGGUACAUGUGGAGGGAGUGGUGUUUUUCUUUGUUUGAAGUUCAUUCUGAAAGUUUUUUUAUUUUUAUUAAUGUAGUUGAGUUAUACCAUUUCUGCAAUGUCUCUCUCUUGGGCUAAUGCAUGAAAAAGUAAAACCACGUAAACUGAAAUCACUUGAAGGAAUUGAUAUCAAAUCCCAUGUUAAUUGUAGCCUUGGAUUGCUCUGAAGUUUCUGUCAUUAGGAACCGUUUAUUAUGUCUAAUCAAUGUGCUUGUCGGAGCAAGUUUACUUAAAAUGCAGGAUUUCUUUUGUAUCAGUUAUGUGGUCUUGUGGGGUGGAGCACGUUUCAUCUUCUGAUUGGCUGCUUGUAUUGAUUUUUCCCAUUAAAGUAAUGCUGCAAAGUCUUCUGACAUGCCUCCACGGUUAUUCACAUGGAAUUGCAUAGUAUUCAAGGUACAGGGCUCACCGGUUAAAAGCAGAGGAUGCUAGUAAGGAUUUAGUGUCGUUUCUCUUAUUUGACGCCACUAAUUUAGAAUUAAUUUCCCUCUAAAUAAAAUUAAAUCAUCUUUAAUUCUCUUGUAUUUUUGUGUUGUGUGAGUUGCCCUAUGCCUUAGUCACAGUCACAGAGAUCCAUGGGGCUUAUUUUUCAAAAAUGUGUCCAUCGAUGUAUGUUAAUCAACACUGAAUUAAUACACCCUGAAAGCUUAUGUAGGUUUCUAGAAAUAAAUUAUGAAUUUUGUGCAUUGAGGCAGAGGCAUGUCUGUAUUUAGACUCAAGUGGUUUUCUCAUAAUUGAACAUUUAAGUGAAGCUAGUGGUUGCCAUAUAGGACCAGAAUUAAUAGGCUGCAUUUUAGUUGGGAUCUAAAAUUUCUUCACUCUACAUAUUGUCUGAAUUUUCAGAUUAUGUUGCCUAAGAAUUUGUGAUGGUGCAUUUCAUAGCUUUUCUUUUUCCCCCCAAAUGAACAAAAUGGUCCCUUACUCUUGCUGUCUUGCCAUCAUGAAAUGGAACAUCUGACAUAGUCAGACCGAUAUAUCGGAGCAGUUACACAGACCUCAAUUAAGCUUAGUCCCAGACUGAAUUUUUGAAUGGAUAUUCCAUAUAAAACUUGAGGACUAGGACUAAUCUGUCUCUGAAACUGGCCCAUAGACUAAAGGCUGCUUUGAAAGCCAUGAACAUACGUACAUCCAUUCAACAUGUUCCGUUCCUGUUCAGUAAUGAGUGAACUGGCAUUCUCUUAUGCUAACCUGAGACCUGGUAUAUCCUGCUAUGUGCUGCAUGUUAAAGAAAACCACGGCCAUUUCAAAUGGAACAAACUGCACAUCACUGCAGCGCAAAGUCAGAAAAUGCAUACAUGCAUGUUUUCUUUUUGUUGCCUUGAAAUGUGGCAUGUUUUGCUUAUGAGCUUAAAAUCAACAUUAAAGUUUCAACUUUAACUAUUGGACCAUAGUGCCAGAAUUAUAACUUGAUGUACCGAGCACAUGGAUUAAAAUUCAUCUUUCUUCUUUUUAUUUUUAUUUUUCCCCCUGUUGAGUUUUUCCAAUCAGUCUACUUGGCCUCGUCCCAUUCUGAAUGCCAGGGAAAGUGGUAGCCUGAUGGUUUCCACAGUCCUGUUUUCAUUUCGUAUUUGUUCUCUUUGAGAAUGUUUGGUGUUACCAAAGAAGUGUUGCCAAACUUGAGUGUCACUCGCUCUGUGGAUGACUUUGUAAUGAGCUGUAGCGUUUUGGUUCUAACGCUAAGCUGUCUUUGUGUCAACACCUCUGUGCAAGACUGAUUGUUACUCUGCAAUUAUACAAUGUUAAGGCAUGUAGUCUGCUUAAAGGUAUGGCGAAUUUAGGUUUGCAAUCUAAUGGGAUUCCUAAAACAGGGUAUAAUAGACUGCUACAGCCAAAGCAUGCCCUGGAUAUCACACUUUAAAAAUGCUGCUUAAACUUUUCAUGUAGAUACUUCAUUUCUUGUUUUCCAAUGCUCUUUUAAACUCUAAAGCUGUGUCAUUCCAUUCCUUGUGGUUGGAUUUGACAUUUGGAAAUUCAUCUGAACUGCAGUUUAAUUAUGCCGGUUCUUUGAUUGAAAUGAAUGUAUUUGGGGUUCUCUUUGGACAACACCUGAUGUACAUGGAAAUUGGAUAGUUUUUCAUAUGCAGCUGAGCUGACUGUAUGCUUUAAGGUUUUGUUUUGCUUGUGAGUAAUGAAUGUUUUGUCUUUAAAUGGUUACUGUAAGGGUUUUCAUAAAAUAAUAAAUUGGGACAGUGCUUUUUUUAAAUGUAUCCUGUCAUCACUUGAAAGCCAUUUUGCAAUUGUGUAUUUGGCAGAAUUGAGAUCAAAUUGUUCUUGCAGUUAAUCCAUUUCAAUUCAUUACCCAUUUGUGAUGGUCUACCCCUAAGCAUGGUAAUUUGGUUUCCAAAGUAUAAGCAUAAAGGUUUUUACACCUGACUAUGUAGAAGACAGGUGCUGGAGAUGUGCAAAAACCAGAAAUGGAACCAUAAACUCUGCAAUACUGUCUCUUGCUGUGCUUGGAACCUUUAUUAAUGUGAAAUGAUCUUCAUUCAAUCAAUAAUAGUUGCAAGCACAGCAUGAGGUGGUGUUGUACACUUCGGCUUUCAACAUGGAACCGAACAAGCCUGCCAGUGAAAGCGGUAGCCUGUGUGUACAGCAGACCUUGAUCGAUAGGGAGAAGAGGGUCUUUUUGUUUGAAAGUCCUUACAGUAACUUGCCUGUCGUGUUUACACCAAAGUGUUUACAAGAGAUGACUAACUGCUGCCUUCUCUUUUGUUGUCAUGGCAUUCGAUUUUUGCUGGUUUGGUCGCAUCCGAGGGAUCUUUUAGUUUGUUUGGUUUCAAGAAAAUGCAGAAGAGCGUAACACUGUCUUUUGAUUCAUGAGUGAAGGAUAGGGUGUGUUCAUUUGGCCAUUACAUUUUUUUUUUUUUUCUUCUUCUUCAUGCAGUGUGUAUAGACCUGUAAAAUUAACUCCCAGUAAAUAAAGUUCAUUUUGAAAUGUAA